AUGGAUUCCAAGAUUAGGAUAGUUAUUGAAGGAGAAAUUAUUUCCUUACAAGAUUUGCUUGAUAAGGCAGGUAGCUGCAUUGGUGAUACCGAUACACCAAAAUCGACCCUUGUAAUGUAUGAACGUUGUCUUACUGAGGGUCUACGACGAUUUGAAGAUAGUUGGUCACAGAAGGUGGCGAUUAUUUCACAGGAUAGUGAAUAUGAGAGGUUAUGUAGAAGUUAUAGAGCAAUAACUAGAUGUGUAAGGAAAGCUAUUGCUAUUACACAGAGAACUAUGAGCGAGAUUGACACGGGAGAUAUAAAUCAACAGCCCGCUUUGCCUCCUCCUUCGGCUCCCUCUAACCCUUUCCCUCCCCCUAAACUCCCAGCAAUUAAGAUACCUGAAUUUAGCGGUGGGGAGGAAGAAUGGCUUGCAUUUUGGGAUAUAUUUAACAGUUUAGUUCACGAUCGUAGGGAUAUUUCCGAUGUGAUUAAGUUUUCUAUACUCAGAGCUAGUUCAAGGGAUAACGCCUUGAAAGCCAUAGAAGGUAUGCUUGUCACUAAUGCCAAUUAUUCAGUAGCUAUUCAGACCCUUAAGGAGAAGUAUGAUAAUAAGGAAAAAUUGAAACGUAGACUUAUGUCCAAGUUAACACAUUUAGUCCCUCCCAGUCAUACAAUAGAGGAUUUGAACACGUUCAAAUUGGAAUAUGAGAAGAUUAUUCUACAAAUGAACACAUUGAAUUUAGAUGUAGAGGCCAUGAACCCCGUUUUCUCUGAGUAUAAUAUGCAAGAAAUUUAUCGCCUGAAACACGUAAGGCUAUAG
This is a messenger RNA of Macrobrachium nipponense, 804 nucleotides long. RefSeq lists its product as uncharacterized. The transcript has a single exon. Lineage: Eukaryota; Metazoa; Arthropoda; Malacostraca; Decapoda; Palaemonidae. The record is from RefSeq and is a predicted model, not a curated record. Bases 1 to 804 code for a protein of 267 amino acids.